Cavenderia fasciculata is the source of this 1308-nucleotide messenger RNA. Its product is annotated as RNA-binding region RNP-1 domain-containing protein. NCBI's taxonomy places the organism in Eukaryota, Evosea, Eumycetozoa, Acytosteliales, Cavenderiaceae. The transcript is spliced from 2 exons. Gene Ontology annotation, cellular component: U2-type spliceosomal complex; U2 snRNP. The record is from RefSeq and is a predicted model, not a curated record. The coding region runs from base 1 to 1308 and encodes 435 amino acids. Gene Ontology annotation, molecular function: RNA binding. Gene Ontology annotation, biological process: mRNA splicing, via spliceosome.
AUGAGUAACAAAUUACAACAUGAAGAAUUUGAAGAAGAAGUAGAAGAUGAAGAAGGAAAUGUAAUUAAAAAGAACAAAAAGGAUUUAGAUUCAAAUACAUCUGCUGCAGCUGUUACUAGUGCUGCGGUUGUUGGUGGUGAUACGACUACGACGACGACAACGACGACGACAUCAUCAUCAUUACCUUCAUCUGGAGAGAACAAGGUGUUUCUUUAUAGUGGAAAAUGGGCAUACAAAGCACCCGAUGGUCAAUUAUACAUACACAAUACAACAACCAAUCAAUGGGAAAAGGAAGUGAAAAUAACAAAUGAUAUGAUUCGUCAACAACAAUCUGCAUAUGGUGGUACUAGUGCUCCUAUGCCAUCAAAUAAUAAUAAUAGAAACAAUAACAAUAACAAAGAAAAUAUUAAUAAUAAUAAUAAUGGUAAUAAUAAAAGAAAGAAUCAUAGAAAUAGACAACAACAACAAAAUAAUAGUAAUAAUAAUAAUAAUGAACAAGAACAACCAAUUGAAAAUGAACCAAUUGUAGAUUUAAUUAUUUCUGGAUUACCAACAAACCCAUCACUCAUUAGGGUCAAUGAUCUAUUUCAAGCAUUUAGAAAAGCUGGUUUCAUUCAAGAGACAGCAGAUGGUGACCCCAAGAUUCAAUUCUUUAUUGAUGAGAGUGGUGCAAGAACUGGUCAAGCUGUUAUAUCCUAUGCAAGGGAGGAAUCGAUUCAUCUUGCCAUUCAACUACUCGACGAUACAGAGAUUAUACCAAAAUAUAAAAUGAAGUUGGCACAAGCCACACCUGAACAAGUCAAAACUACUCAAGCAAAAGCACCUUCCAAAAAGGGUAAAAGGGAAGAUUCAAGAGUUGUUAAAAAAAGAGAAUUAAAUUAUGGAUGGGGAGAAAGUGAAAGUAGAGUUAUUGUAAUCAAAAAUUUAUUUGAUCCAAAAGAUUCAUGGUCAAAUCUAAACUUUUAUGAUGAAUUAAAAGAGGAUUUGGAAAUGGGAUGUCAGAGAUGUGGAGAAAUUCAAUCGAUUACCAUUUUUGAAAGAAAUCCAGAUGGUGUUGCAACCAUCAAAUUCAAAGACUUUGAAGCAGCAGAGAAAUGUGUUGCAUUGAUGGAAGGCAGAUACUUUGCUCAAAGAAAAUUAACGGCAGACUUUUAUGAUGGUUUUACAGAUUAUCAUGUAGAGGAAACGGAAGAGGAAAAAGAACAAAGAUUAAAGGUUUGGGAACAAUAUCUUAAAGAUUCUGGUGAAAAUGAUGAUAGUGAUCAAGAAAAUAAAGAGGACGAAGAUAAUGAUGAUGAUGAUCAUUAA